This is a messenger RNA of Magnusiomyces paraingens, 894 nucleotides long. Its product is annotated as mitochondrial 37S ribosomal protein uS10m. Gene Ontology annotation, biological process: translation. The transcript has a single exon. Gene Ontology annotation, cellular component: small ribosomal subunit; mitochondrion; ribosome. Gene Ontology annotation, molecular function: structural constituent of ribosome. The coding region runs from base 1 to 894 and encodes 297 amino acids. NCBI's taxonomy places the organism in Eukaryota, Fungi, Ascomycota, Dipodascomycetes, Dipodascales, Dipodascaceae. The record is from RefSeq and is a predicted model, not a curated record.
AUGCGAGCCCCAUCAACUCUGCUGCGGCAAGUCGCUGCUACCCGCGCUCAGAUUGCUGCUCCUACAUAUGCCACCAUCCGCACGUUCUCAGUCUCAAGCAACCUCCAGUCGCCCUCCAUUCCUACUGAGAUCCAGCUUGCCAACAAGGUUGUCGUUGAUGAUUCGCCUAACUAUGCCCCCAGUGACCUGUACCCUUCCGAAGGUACUUUCGUUCCUUCCAGUACUAAGCCCUCGCUGGCCACAGGCCGCCCCGUGCCCCUCAACGUCAAGCUCAAUGAGUACGCACCAUUGCGUCAUCCUAAAACACACGGCCAUCUUGUUGCUGAGAUCCAGAUGCGUGCUUUCGAGACCCAAGAUCUCGACUUCUUUGCUGACUUUGCUCUGCGUGCCGCUUUUUACCUCAAAAUGCCUGUCUCUGGUGUUAUUCCUCUGCCCACCCGCCGCGAACGCUGGACUGUCAUCCGCUCACCCUUUGUCCACGCCAAAUCAAAGGAGAAUUUUGAGCGCCGCACCCACAAGCGCGUCAUCAAGGUCUACGACUCUAACCCAGAAGUUAUUGAAACUUGGCUCGCUACCCUCCAAAAGCAUUCCAUGUCUGGUAUCGGUAUGAAGGCUCAUAUGUAUACCCGUGAAGAUAUCAAUGUCGUCAAGUCUCUUGACAACCAAAAGCUUACCAGCAUGACCCCUGAGGAAUUGGCUGCAGAGCAGGAACAUCUUCAUUCCAUUUCCUCUUUCAACCCCACAAACGUUCACUUUGGCAACGAUGUCAACCGCAAGGUUGCCAAGGAAGUCAUCAAGCUGUUAUCUGACCCCGUCUUCAAGCCUCACCUUGAUGAGUCCAACAAGGACACUUCUCCUGGUGCUCCCGAGUUGGCCAUUAAAGAAGAGAAAUAG